Molecule: messenger RNA, 2116 nt
Organism: Suillus bovinus
Lineage: Eukaryota; Fungi; Basidiomycota; Agaricomycetes; Boletales; Suillaceae
Exons: 8
Coding region: 204-1883 (559 amino acids)
Source: RefSeq, a predicted model, not a curated record
ACAAAUUUCAAUCAUUGCAUGACCGAACGCUCGAACCAACCAACUCAAAUUACAGUGCAUGCAAAUCAUCCUAUCAUAUCUCAGGAACCCUGAAUUCUGCCUUCGACAUCCUAUCAAAUCUCGGGCACCCUGAAUUCUGCCGUCGAAGGCAUACUCAAAUUUGCCAGACCUGUUGCCUCAGUAUAUCUCCGACAGUUCUCACAAUGCGAUAUCAGUCCUUUGUGGUAGCUCUGAGCUUCGGUUCAGCAGCUCUAGCUCUUCACCACCAACAAUUUCCCGUUAGUGCCGCUGGAGAAACUUCCGGUUCCAAGAUCGAGCAAUGGAGGUUUGACGAAGGUCCUGCUGAGAACGCAACAGGAAACUUGAUAUUCGACACUGUCCAUUCGCUUCUACAACACUGGCCAAACACUCGGCAUCGUAAUGGACAUAACAUAGUACCAGGAGUGAUUCCAACCGGUACUUUGCUUUAUCACGGCACCGACAGCCAUACGAUACCCAGCGGACCUGACUGGACCGCUAUAGACCCAGAGCAUUCUAUUGUUUUCGCUUUUGGAUAUGGGACUGGCUGGCAGCUCACAAUGGCAGUAACGCGACCUCUGAAAGUUUUGUAUUUUGAUGGAAGUAGUUCUGCAAAAUUGUCCGAGGGUACGAUAGAUACGCAGGAUAUAAUAACCUGGGGAGAAGUGCAACCCGAGCGAUCCUGGGACGAACUAUCGCGGAUUCAAGAACUCUGUAGGUGGGGGAAAGAGUUCGGAAUUGACGGAUUUGCGAGGAUGGAAAUGAGCUUUGAAGUUAUGUUAUGUGAUUUUACGGCCGGCGUUGAAGUAGUAUCUUUUCUGCAUGUCCGGCUCACAUGGAAGGACACUCAUGUUCCUUCCCCUCCCUACCGUCCUCCAUUGGAUCAGGAUAUCUGGAAUCGCACAUUUGAAGCCAUGUACUCCGGCUCAUGGCACAAUAACUACCCAGGAGAAUCUCGCAUUGUGCUCGACCUGGCUGGUCUUGUCUCACUAUAUGAUAUCGCACUCGCACCUUCCCUCGUCCCGGUUCGCGCGAAGCUUGAGCGGUGGGACUACCGGGUGCUCGGAAUCUCGCCAGAGGACAUAUCCCAAGUAAAGAGAAAGCUCACCGAAGUCGUCAAUCGACCAGACCCUGGAAGCGGUGUUGAUUGGAUGGUCCUCACCCACGUCAUCGUUGAUCGAUAUGCGGACCGGUUGGAGUUUACGAAGCAUCUCCUCAAUUUCACUUCAUCAGACUCGCAAGAAUUCCUUCGGCGAGCAAGAUUCGUGCAGACACAGCUCCGCAUUAUGCUUGCACCGUAUCUGUUAGAUGAUACCGUCGUGCCCGACGCGAAUAAUCCGGGCCUACAGCAAUUGCAGUGGGCGUCCCCGAUAUUCAGGCUAUGUGCCACAACACACACUUCCGUGAUUAUAAAUCUGACACCCUCGAUGACGCCUUCGGAACGCCUGUUGCUCAAAGCCAUCGAAGACACGACGAGAGAAAUUUGUCGUGUUACUACGAACAUGUGGGCUGUUGGUGUCAUGAGUGGGCUCGACGUUAUUUUCCCCAUGGAACCUAAUGAGGAGCCUGAUAUCGUUCAAAUAAUGAAUGACUGGAGACAAGACAUCGAGAAGCUGAUGUCUUGGUUGGACUGGAGUAUAUGGAUUAAAUGCCGGCCUGCCUGCAGCGCCGAGGAAAUGUGUUAUCUUCCUACUUGGCCCCUCGAUGGCCCCGAACCAUGGCCUCCGCAUCACCCUCCAGGGAACCUGCAAAACACACUAGCAGAAGUAGAUUAUCUUGCUGAUCGAGUCGGGCAGACGCAGGCAGAGGACUGGAGGAAGCCUCAGCCGAGGUGCAUUAGGCGCCUCCCGCAGUAUGGAUUUUGAUUCAUAGACCCUCACGGAACUACUUACAAAGCAUCGACUAACUUCGGACUGGCUAUGUGCCAAUAGGUCGGCACACCAGUACUGGCCAUUGCUGCUGGUUGAUUUUUUCGAAACACCACAUCGGGGCAACACGUUCAUACCAAGAUCCAGCGCCAUGUUCAUAGUUGAUACCCCCUUUCAUCCCUCUUUAUCAGUUACCGCUAUUGGUCCGGCCUUCACAUUUUUUCUUCGGU